AAGUGUUAGUACAUCCUCAGUCUUGUGUCGACAAAAAACAUGUUACCAACAAAGCUAUGAGUGGCUUCUUGCUGUACAUAGAAGUCGUCGACGAGCCAGAUAUCCGUGGAUUCCUAGGGAACCUGCCACAUCUUGUGUUGUCAAUGGGUUAGUCAAAGAAAUCCCAGAAAUGCGAGUAGAAUUCGUUGUGCCAGAAAACUUGGAGUCCUGCGACUUGAAGCCAUAUGUUGCUUGGCAAGCCGAUGUAAUCCACGAGCCCCCGCUUACCUCAGAAGGUUUGUUUGAACAACGCUACGGUGAUCAAAUCCGGCGACUCCACGAAGAGGGAAAAAGCAGAGAAAUGAUUCUCUCGGAGCUGUAG
Messenger RNA from Mesocestoides corti, 361 nucleotides. The record is from the annotation of a GenBank genome assembly. Lineage: Eukaryota; Metazoa; Platyhelminthes; Cestoda; Cyclophyllidea; Mesocestoididae.